Molecule: messenger RNA, 453 nt
Organism: Dentiscutata erythropus
Lineage: Eukaryota; Fungi; Glomeromycota; Glomeromycetes; Diversisporales; Gigasporaceae
Source: the annotation of a GenBank genome assembly
UCCGAUGAACGAUAUGAUACAGAUGGUGAUUCGGCCACGAUUGUAUCUGAAGAAACAGUUGAAAAUUUACAAGAAAGUGUUAAUCGUAAUUUAAAUAGUGAUUACGAAGAAAUUUUUGGUGGGGAAUUAUCUGAUGUUGAUGAUGCAUGCUCAGUAUGUGAUGAAUUCGAUAUUGAAAUCACUUCAUCUUUUCCUUCAAUUGAUGUAAGUGAUUUCUUUGGAUUUAAAACCAUCAAUGAAUCGGUUAUUAAAGCUCUAUAUUAUAAACUUCGUGAAUACCGUCUUUACGAAACGAUGGCGAUAUUGAUCAAGCAUAAUAAAUUGAAAUUCGAGCAAUUUGAAAUACCUAUAGUCGUUCAGGAUAUGAUCAAACGUGGCGAUGUUAAAGAUCUGAAACAUGUUAGAAAUGUCUUUCAUAAAGAAGUAGAACAAAGACAAAAAUUGGCUAAGUGA